AUGCAAGCACUCCCCCGACCUGUGCUUCGUGUAACCACCAACCUACCAUUUCUCCGAGCUUUCUCUGUCGCUCCGACUAUUAUGGCUGCGGGUGAUCUAGGCUCGACGAAGCCCAGAGGCUACAUGGCGGAGAAAGACGCAUUUACCAAACGUGAAGCCGCUCAUGAAGGUAUUUACAUUAAGCAGCUUGAGUUGGACAAGGUCCAGCGCCUUCGGGCGAAGUUGAAGGAGCAGCGCAAGCAUAUGGAUGAGCUGGACAAGCAUCUGGACGAGUUCACGAAAUCUCAAGGCGGCGAACAAAACUAA
This is a messenger RNA of Penicillium brevicompactum, 306 nucleotides long. RefSeq lists its product as uncharacterized. Bases 1 to 306 code for a protein of 101 amino acids. The record is from RefSeq and is a predicted model, not a curated record. Gene Ontology annotation, molecular function: ATPase inhibitor activity. Gene Ontology annotation, biological process: negative regulation of ATP-dependent activity. Lineage: Eukaryota; Fungi; Ascomycota; Eurotiomycetes; Eurotiales; Aspergillaceae. Gene Ontology annotation, cellular component: mitochondrion. The transcript has 4 exons.